Molecule: messenger RNA, 1257 nt
Organism: Neospora caninum
Lineage: Eukaryota; Apicomplexa; Conoidasida; Eucoccidiorida; Sarcocystidae
Product: putative transcription elongation factor TFIIS
Exons: 1
Coding region: 1-1257 (418 amino acids)
Biological process (GO): DNA-templated transcription
Cellular component (GO): nucleus
Molecular function (GO): zinc ion binding; nucleic acid binding
Source: RefSeq, a predicted model, not a curated record
AUGACCAUGGGAGGAGGUGGAGUUUCAGCUGAAGGAGCCGACGUGCAUUCUGAGUCAAUGGAAAAUGAUCAGACAUGUGGGCCUGCUGGCAUGCACACCGGCGGCAGUGCUUCAUUACACGGGAACGCAGACAUAAACGAGAAGCCCAAGGUGAUCGAUUCUAGCGCACAGAGUGCCGCCACAUUGGCAAUGUGUUCUCCGUUGGAACGGAUAGAACGGAUUCUUGAGCUGAAGAAAAUCAUUGAUCGUGCGAAACCCACUCAGGACGACGGCCAACAGGCUGGUGACUCGGGAGCGGCAGUGACGCCGCUGUCAGGUGUGCGAGAGGAUGUGGUUGAAGCGCUUACUAUUCUUGAUCGAGUCGAUAUGACUCGAGAGCUUCUUGCAAAGACACGAAUCGGUGUUUCAGUGGGGAAGUUGCGAACUCAUCCUGAUGUGCAGAUUCGAUCCAGGUGCACGCAGCUGGUUCAUAAGUGGAAGGCAGGUAUAAGCGGGAGCUGUUCCACCAAGGACAGUGGGACACUAUCCCGACCGGGACAAAAUGGCAGCGGCCAAGGAAAGUCCCAUACAGGAACAUCGGCGAACGACAAGGCCACUGACAAGAAACAUGGGUUAUCAUCACAGCCAUCAGUACAGGGGAAUGGAGUGCAAGGAGUACCAGGUGACAAAGCGCCAGAAAAAAUCUCUACCUCAGCGGAGGAUUAUCCUGGGCCGGCGUCAGGUGAUGCUGUGCGGGAUCGAGCCCGAGGCUUCUUAUGGCGUGCACUUGUCGACGGCAUGCAGUCAGGAAGAGACCUUGGAGCUGAUCGAUCUGGCGAAACAGCGCGUGUAGCAGCAGAGAUAGAGAAGGCGUUGUGGCAGGAAUACUGUGUCAAGAGAAAGAGUACAAAGGAAUACAACAUGCAACUGAAGACACUGAAGUGGAACUUUGCAGAUCAAAAGAACCCUGACUUGAAUCUCAAAGUCCUCUGUGGUGUAUAUACACCAGAACAGCUAGCGACUAUGAACUCCGCGGACCUGGCCUCUGACGAGAAGAAGCGUAUGCGUGAGCUGCAGAAGAAAGAAAGCAUGGAAGCAUGCCAGUCAGACUGGGAAAUGAAAAAACUAAUGGAAGGCGGUACGGAUGGUGGUCAGUUCCCGUGCUUUAAAUGUAGGACAACAAAAACCGUGUAUUUUCAGAUGCAGACACGGUCAUCAGAUGAGCCGAUGACAACAUUUGUCACGUGCUUGGAGUGUGGAAACCGCUGGAAGUUCUGA